Messenger RNA from Oncorhynchus kisutch (coho salmon), 5117 nucleotides. Its product is annotated as transmembrane protein 178B. The transcript is spliced from 4 exons. NCBI's taxonomy places the organism in Eukaryota, Metazoa, Chordata, Actinopteri, Salmoniformes, Salmonidae. The coding region runs from base 1132 to 2034 and encodes 300 amino acids. The record is from RefSeq and is a predicted model, not a curated record. Gene Ontology annotation, cellular component: membrane.
CUCUCCGAAGUUGUGUAAAACUUUUCUUUGAUAUACGUUAGCAGUGUUUUUGGAUCAGCCGAGCCUGAGUAUAGUUUUAUUCAUUUUAAAUAUUGAUGUUAUCAUAUAGCCCAAGGGUCUCCAACCUUCUUCCUGGAGAGCUACCCUGCUGUUGGUUUUUACUCCAAUCCCAGUUGCAACUAACCUGGUUCAGUUUAUCAAGCAGCUAAUUAUUAAAUUAGGUGUGCUGGAUUAGGGUUGGAGUGGAAACCUACAGGGCAGUAGCUCUCCAGGAACAGGGCUGUAGAGCCCUGAUGUAGGCCUUGGGAAUCCCUUGAUCAGUGUGUCUCCAUGUUGUUUUAUACAUUGAAACGUUCACUAUAUUGAAAGGCUGUGGGCUCAAUUCAAUCAAACCUGCAUUGUGGAAGUUUGUAAACAAAGACACCAAUCAUUGCUGUGGUAGAUCCAAUUGAAUGUCAGCCCGCACCUGUCUCAGUGCGUUUGUAAACUGUGCACAGAAAAGGCUUGUAAUGAAAUAUGUUGGGUUGCAAAUAGGUUUUGAUCCAGCAUGUGGUCCAUGUGCAUGUUUCUUCAUGAUACAUAAAACAUGGCCCAAUAUAUAUACUUAAUAUGAUAGUAAAACAACUGUGUCAGGUCCUUACAGUUGUAGCAGAUCACAAUGUCCCAAAUAAUAACAAUAAUACUACUAAUAAUACAUAUGAUAGAAUUAGUAUAUUAACACAAUGUAUUCGUAUUUGAUCAAUCAUACAUGUUUACCCCUAGUAUUAUUAUUAUUAUUAUUGAACAACCUGCAGGAGAUAUAUUGCCAGUGCUUAGUUUCUUCCCAUCCUACUGAAACCCGAGAGGAGAGAGAGUGCAUUACAUCACUACCCACUCUUCGCAGCAUUGGUCGCCAUCCAUCCCCUCUCCUCUUUCCAGUACCAAAACAGAUGGUGGAAAAAUCAUCACAUCUGCCGGGACGCACGACAACAAUAGACAGCAUCUAGCCCAAGAGAACCGGGGCGUCCAUCAUGUUUGCUGUCCAGAGCUCCAUGAGGGUGUGAGCGCCGUCGGGAUUUUUGACACGGGGUACCAUCACGGCAGCCGAGGAUUCUUCUCGCGACUGUCUGGGCUCUCCAUCGAGUGGGGAAGAUGGCCGCCAUGAAAAUUUUAACCAGCAGUGGGCUGUUCUUAGCGUUCUGUGCGUUGGGGUUGCUAGCCAUGGCAAUCUGCACCGACUUUUGGUAUGAGACAGAUGCGCGAAGACACCGAGAAAGGUGUAAAAACUACGCCAACAAGAGAAACGACCCGGGGUACAUCUAUAUCUCAAAUAGCAAUCUCCCCCUCCAGAUGCCCCCAAAGGGCAUUGAAAGGAAAGGUAACAGUCCAAGUGCCGGAGCUCAGCCUCUUAUUAGGGAAAAACGGCACUUUCUGGCCGCAGCGUCAGCUAUGGAGUCCCACUGCAGUCGCCAGUUCAAUUCAACCAUCUCUGGGCUCUGGAGAAAGUGUCAUCGAGAUGGAUUUGACCUGGAGACAGAGGAUCUCAUAUAUAAAGGAUUGAUUCAGCGGUGCAUCCCAGUCAAGUAUCACUACUCUUCCUCCAUCCUUCCGCGAAAUUUACCCAUCAACAUCACCAAGACCAUCCGUCAGGAUGAGUGGCAUGCACUCCAUCUACGCAGGAUGACGGCUGGCUUUGUGGGCAUGGCCGUGUCCAUCAUCCUGUUUGGCUGGAUUAUCGGAGUGCUGGGCUGCUGUCAGCAGCAUGACCUCAUGCAGUAUGUAGCUGGACUACUCUUUCUCAUGGGAGGAACGUGUUGUAUCAUCUCCCUGUGUACAUGUGUGGCGGGCAUCAACUUUGAGCUGUCGCGUUACCCACGCUACAUGUAUGGCCUCCCAGAGGAUAUUAGCCAUGGCUACGGCUGGUCCAUGUUCUGUGCCUGGGGGGGCUUAGGCCUCACUCUGCUGGCUGGUUUCCUGUGCACCCUGGCCCCAUCCCUAAGCACCCCCUCCCGUACAACCAUCCACAAGCCCAGACAGGAGAAUGGAACCGUGUGAUGGGACUGUGUGACUGGCCCACAAAGCGCACAAAUAAGCAACACCCAUCCAACUUCGUCCAACGUUUUUGUCCAACCACCAUCUCACCUCAUCACCUUCCCUGUCCAUACCACCUCUGUCAUCCAUCUGAAUCAUGAGUGUACCAGAGAAAUUGUACAUGGGAGAACAGAGCAAAGACAUACCAAACUGUACUAUUUACUGUACAUCUAAGACACACAGACAUGGCAAGACCUUUUUGUUGUUAAAUGUUUGACUACUAACUCUAUGGCAGCCUAGAGGAAUUGUCUUAAAAAUGGUGCUCUCUUUUAACACACACAACACAGAACACAGUCCAAAAGCUUAGAAAGAAACAACAAGCAUCUCUAAAUGGAACAAUCCAACAAACAAGGAAACAUGGCAGAGCAUCCUGUCAUCAUUCCUCUUUUAGUCGGUUGGUCUGUACUGUGUUCGCAACAAAAUAUUAUGCUGGCAUAAACUGUCCGUUGUUUUGAAUCAGCUGACUGAUGUCAAGCAUUAUCCCUAGGAAGGACUUUACAGUUUAAGCCUAAAACCUGCUUCUUGCAGCAGAGGACCAAGAGCACAACAUGGAAAUGGCAGGGGUGGAACAGCAAGAUAAAAUACAGAACUGCGCUUUUGAAGAGCAAAUCUUUCAGCGCUUCUAUGAUUCAGUAUGUACAAAUGCAUCUCUAUGUAGAUUCAGGUCAUUGUUUGUAUAAAGUAACUCUUGAAUAAGAUUUUUUUUCCUGUUUGUUUUCGAGGUAACAAUGGCAAUUUGGGUCUUCAGUGGUGUUGUUUGCUGGAAUAAAUUGUAUGCUUCAUGAUUAGAAGAAUAAGAGUGAUUGCAAGGCACAUUAAAUACUGUUUGAGAGUAGCAGAGGCAGUUAAAGGUCCAGUGCAGUCAAACAUGUGAUUUGUCUGUGUUUUAUAUAUAUUUCCACACUAUGCGGUUGGAAUAAUACUGUGAAAUGCUGAUAAUGCCAUUUUAGUGUAAGAGCUGUUUGAUCAGUUCUCCCCUCCCCACUCAGACCACUCCCAGACAGUCCUAGCAAAAUUCUUGCUUGAGAAAUUGCUCUUUGCUAAGAAGCUAUUUUAAUUGAAAACAAUCACAGUGAGCUACUUAAUUAUUACCCAGAAAUGAUUUGAUAUUGAAAUAAAAAACGUCUGCAUUGGACCUUUAAGGAUCAGUAAAUAUUGUAUGUUGAAGGAUGGGGUUCAAUGAAAAAAAAUGUAACCUUCUAAUAACACAUUCAAACUUAGAAACAAUGACAGACAGUAAUUUACAGUUAUAAGUGACAAUACCUGCCAUCUUGGAUUUGGCAGGAAUUGAACUGCAGACACCAGUGUUGGACUUGCAUUUAAUGUAUUCUUGCACAAAAACCUUCACAUAGCACAACACAUUGUUUGUAGCAAGUAUCAAUGCAUUAAGUGAUUUGGUUUGUGUGAACUGCUGCAAAAUGCAGGUAUUUGCACAGCAUAGAUUCCCAAAGCUUCUGUUUAAGUUUAUCAUUGAAUACAUGUCUUAUUCAACACAACAUUUCUGUUAAUAUUCUUCUGUAAGUGAAAAUGGGUAAUGUUGAGAUUUACAUUGAGAGAGCAGUAGGGCUGUGAAAAGUCAUACUUAAUGUUUACAUCAGUAACACCACUGGUAUGUUGUUUUUUCCUGUCUACCAAUCCUUCUCUCCUCACGUUUGAUGCAGGGGUGUCUGCUCUUGCACAUAGCUGUUCUCUGUAUGCUUCCUCAGUAGGGGGAAACUAGGAGUCAGCUCAGGUCUCUUGGAGACAAGACCAAUAAUGUGGUAUCUUGUAAGCAGACAACAUGAUGUCCUGUUAAAGCAUCAUCUGCGUCACUUCAGUGUGGAUCCCUAUUGAGUCGCCCCACUUUCCUGAAUGAAUUGAGGGAGCUCACCAUUUCUUAAUUUCAGUGCCACUUUUGCCCCAGGCAACAGGCAGUCUUACUGGCCCUUUGCAGAGUCCCGUUUGCAAUUCGUAGAGACAAGGAGAGGUCAAAAGGCCUAAGGAUUAAUGUACUCUGUAAGUGCACAGUUCUCGCAAGACUUGAGAGGUGUAAUAAUGAUACAAGCACACUUGUGUAUUACAUAAAGGUUCUGGGAGGAAACUCAGGCCAUGUUGGGAGUUUGUUUGUGGCAGGUCUGGGUUCAGGCAGGCUUCGGAGGCUAGCACUGCACAUGAAUUAAGAUGGAAUUACAGGUAAGAUGGAAUUGAUGUAUUUUGUGAGUACAGGGUACUCAAGUAACACUGUUUUGUUACCUAUAUGUAAAAAGGCACUCAUUGUGACACUUUUCCAGCAGUGUUAUGAGGUGAGGUGAUGAGCUAUAACCUUUCCAGUGAAUUAGUAUUUGACUGUAGAUAAAAACAUUGCCUCAAAGUGACUACAAAGUGAAACAUCCCAACAUUGCUACUAAAUGUAGCACCACCUCAGACUUGUAAAAGAGUUGUGGAUAUUGGUGGUGUUCUGCUGCCAUUCUGAGCUCAUCCACAGUCUUCUCCUCCAGUUUAUAUCAACACACAUGUACAGGUUUUGUCCCUUAGAUCUCUAAAUUGGCCAAUGGUAUUGAAUGCAUGGAUAAUUGCUACAAUAAACAAUACAUUUAUUGCAAUUGUGUUGUUUGAAUAAUGAUAAAGGUUCUGUUGCUAAACCGGUUUAUAGAGAAAUAUCUGGGUAGCGUACCAAGAGAAUGCUGAAAAAGUAGUAAAAUGGCCACAUAAAAAAGAAUGAGAGAAGGGUUAAGAACAAUAUACAACUUGUAUGCAAAAGUGACAGAAAAGUAGUUCUCUUAGUGGGACUUCUAGUGUUUCAUGAGGAACUGGAAAGUGUUCAGUGUGAGCAAUGUGGGACACUGUGUACCAAUGCCACAAUUUCAAGUGGCACCUCUUUAAGUAGCACUGCUAUGAUUUUCUACAAGUCGUUUAUACUGGUUCAAUCCACGAGGAUGGAGAAAGACGAUUAAAAUACAUUAUAGUCUUGCAUGAGAUCAUUAUGGUUCAUUUCUUUUAAUGUAUUCAAACUUGUCCAUUUUUUUAUCUAAUUUAUUUUACUGAAAUAAAAUGUAAUUAACAUACUA